UCCUGGAGCAGUUCUGAAAUAUCAGUGUGCUGUUUCAGUCGCCACACACCUGGGCCCACCUGAAGCCUCAAUAGAGCUCUCAGAAUGGGGUUGAAUACGACAGACACAGCAGAGUGGAGCCAGUGACCUGCCCACCCCCCUGCAACACUGCCUCAGCCCUGGCAAUGUGUUUGUGCUGUAACCCUGUGAAAGACAACGUGCUGGUCGUGUUUAAACCAGUUUGCUGGAGGGGACAUUGGCAGAAGCAGAGUUGCGAAUGUUUAGAAUGAUUUGAAGUGGUAAAGCAUGCGCAAGAAUGCAUGGGAAAGGAGAAAAAGAUGCUCUCGGACGCCCUGUUCGGCGACUCCGCCUCCAGCGCCCCAACAGUGAGCAACCCGGCUGGUCCCUGGAAUCCGAACAUGGGUUACAGCAACCCUAUCCCAGGAUUCCCUGCUGCAGGAGGGCAGCAACCGCAGCCUGCCAUGAUGAGCCAGCUCCCUGUACCCUUCGAUAUGCCACUCCAGGUAGGGGUGCACGACAAGCUGCUGUUCACCAUUGUGGGGACCAUCAAGCCCAAACCCAUCAGCUUUACAAUUGACUUCAAGAGGGGCAACGACAUCGCCUUCCACUGCAACCCCCGCUUCAAUGAUGAAGGGAAGAAGGCGGUGGUGCGGAACAGCUUCGUGAACGGGCGCUGGGGACCCGAGGAGAGGCAGCUCACCCAGUUCCCCUUCGUCGAGGGCCAGCCAUUCGAGAUAGCAAUCCUGGUCACUGGGGGUCAGUUCAAAAUGGCGGUCAAUCGGACUCACCUGCUGGAGUUCAACCACAGGGUGAAGCAGCUGAACGAGAUCACCAGCCUACGCAUCUCGGGGGACGUGUUCCUGAACUCGGUCAUGCCCAGCAUCCUGCCCUAGCUGCCCCAGUCCAUUCUGACCCACCACCGCCCCCUACAGGCUCCACGCCACGGGCCCAGCAAUUAAAACCGCACAAGAAACAUUCAGCUUCAUUUUAAUUUGUUUAAAACUGCAGCAUAGAAACACUAUCUUGCCUGCUAUUCAUCUCCUUGCAUUAGCUCUCCUUGCAUUAGUGCUAGUUGUGAAAAGAAGCACGAGAUGUUGCAUAUGUUAUAUGGAAUAGCUUUUAACUGCAGUCCUUCUCUUAGUGAAUUGGUAUGUUAUUCAGGGUACUGUUUGUGUUUACGUUGAAGGCUGCAUCGGUUAGCUCUGUAAUGUGAUGAGUUUGUAUGGGAAUGUUUUAUAUCUAUGUAAAAGCAUCCUGUUCAAUAAACCUCAUGAGUUGGGUUGGA
Polyodon spathula (Mississippi paddlefish) is the source of this 1285-nucleotide messenger RNA. Its product is annotated as galectin-3-like. Gene Ontology annotation, biological process: neutrophil chemotaxis; negative regulation of endocytosis; negative regulation of extrinsic apoptotic signaling pathway. The record is from RefSeq and is a predicted model, not a curated record. Gene Ontology annotation, cellular component: nucleus; immunological synapse. Gene Ontology annotation, molecular function: carbohydrate binding; IgE binding; laminin binding. Lineage: Eukaryota; Metazoa; Chordata; Actinopteri; Acipenseriformes; Polyodontidae. The coding region runs from base 300 to 893 and encodes 197 amino acids. The transcript has 5 exons.